Molecule: messenger RNA, 1893 nt
Organism: Amborella trichopoda
Lineage: Eukaryota; Viridiplantae; Streptophyta; Magnoliopsida; Amborellales; Amborellaceae
Product: increased DNA methylation 3
Cellular component (GO): nucleus
Source: RefSeq, a predicted model, not a curated record
UAAAAAAAAAAAAGGUGGUGUGAGAGUCGACUUGCUUUGGCCGCAAAAGGUAUUUUGAGCUUCGCACGUAGCACUGGCAGACGCCACCGGAAAAUUCUUUUACCGGCGAAAAUUUCAGAUUCUGGCAAAAAAAAAUGCCGGUAAGCAUGAAUUCCAUGAGGAAAAGAUCAAAUUUUUGGGUUCUUGGCAGCUUUAAUUUCAUAGAUCAAAGUGGUUGAGGCUGAUCAUGUUGGCUCUCUUUGUAACGUAAAGCAUGCCCUAAACAAGUGAAAGAACGAGUCUUGUAAGCAAAGAUUUCUAUUAAGUAUUUAGAACUGGCUCAAAUGUGUAGCACACUUCGACUUUUAGGUCUGAAUAAGGAUAAUACAACAAGAUGUUGGAUGCUUUUAAACUCAAAAACCUAAACCAGCAAGGUGGCAGAAUGCAUUAGUGCUGAAUUAUCCAUGGAUAUGCCUGAUAACUACUCUAAAUCUUUGCUCGAGGCAACCCACAACGACCAGAGGUUCUUGCUAAACUUCAUAAUUGGAACUUACUUAGGCCCUGAUGUUAAGUCUGAUAGUCCUAGGCGAUCAGCCUCUCAACGAAUAGCUGAGGGUCGCCCCCCAUACUAUUUCACUGAUCUUGGAAACUCUUUCCUUAAACUCUCAGAUGUCGAGAGCCUCUAUUACUAUAUUCUAAGGAAUACCCACCCAAGUGCUGUAUUAAAGCUUAACUCUCUAUACAAAUAUUUCAAAGGUCAGUUGGCACCACCUGCCUCAGAUGCCCCAGAUGAUGAGCGCCAGUUCACAAGCUUCUUUCCUUCAACUCUCCAUGGGCAAGGGAGAUACAAAGGGAGCUUCAAAAUCUUCAAGGGCAUAGUGAUCAUCGAUGAUCCUGAUACUUCUUAUAUCAGGCCAGCUGAUCUGGAUAGAUUCAAGAUCCUCAGUGGGUUGGAUGAUUUGAAAAUCGAUCGAAAUGAAGCUCAACUAUAUCGGCAUGGUUAUAGGACUGAUAAAGAUGAUCCCAUGGAUGAUUUCCAUUUGGAAAUGGACUCAAUGGGAGAUGUUCCUAAUGGUAAUGCAGCCGAAGCAGCCAAGCGUCGAAAUUCUCGUAAGAGGAGGCGUAUAAGAGAAAUACAUCAGGACUCCGGUGAAUAUUUCGGUGAGGGAAAAAAUAUUAUAACUCCGCUGGCUCAUGUUCCUCCUCAAGAAACAGUUAAAGCUCCUGAUUACAAUGCACCAGCUAUGGUGGUUCUUGCUUCAGCUAAUAGGGUGGAGCAAUGGAACCCGAAACCUUCAAUCCAUUUCACGGGGACUGCAAGAGAUGCACGUUUGGGGCCCCUAGUUGGACUGGUUGACAUUGGGUCUUGCAAGGAUGCUUACCUUUUCCGGGUUGCCCUUCCAGGAGUCAAGAAGGAUCAUCGGCAGUUCAGCUGUGAAGUGGAAUGUGAUGGAAAGGUUUUGAUCAAAGGAGUGACAGUUACAGGAGAGAAAAAUAUGCUCAGGCACUCGCGCUGGUUUCAUAUGAGAACAGAGAAUCUCUGCCCUCCAGGCCCUUUCACCUUGUCGUUUCGUCUUCCGGGGCCUGUGGAUCCGCGCCUUUUUUAUGGCACCUUUGGCCCUGAUGGAAUUCUUGAAGCAAUAGUGAGGAAGUAUGAGCCACCCAAGAGCUCAUUUCCUCAGGUAGCUUCUUGAAUUUGGUUAUUUUGGGCCUCUCUCGCUCUAGGGGUUUUAGAGGGUAGCAUCUUGACUUUGGUUAUAGUGGGGCUUCUUGCUCUCUCUUGGGGUUUAAGGGGUUAGUUUGUAUUGAAAUACUUGUGUGGAAGAUGGGGAAGGUAGAGGAAGAAUUGUAUCAUUGGAGAUAUGGUGGUUAGAACUGAUCUCUAACUUCGAAGAGAGGUGAGCUAUUUCUACA